AUUGCUCGUGGUUUUAUUUCGGCGAACGGAGCUCUCAGGGUUAAGAUCGUGCGCCAGCCAUGGCCCGCUGCUGCCGACUGCCUUGCGUCAAGUUUUUGGAAUUGAUAUUCACUGUAGCCUGCCUCACCUUGCACGCAAUGAGCCUAAAACCAGCCGACAUGGAGCAUUUUUGGCUUCUGUCGGUCACUUUCAUCGGCAUGCUGAUUGUGGAAUUCGGCGGCGCCUUCGCUGAAUGCAUCAAAACGCCUCUUCCAAGUCACGUGGAUGCACUUUACAGCGUCUUGGGUGCAAUCUUGUUCUUAGCAUCCGGAGUGGCUUGCCUGAGAUUUUGGGACGAUGAGCCAAGAGAAUUAAUUGUCGUGCGAUAUGGAAUGUGGAAGGGCGUCCUUUCAUGCGUAACCAGCGUGCUCUUUGUGAUUGACGCUUUCAGAGCCCUGAACGGCAGUGAAAUAUGUGCAGGACAACCCUACCUUCAGUGACAGUCUCAUGCCCUUUAAAUUGUAUAAAAUAAUCUAUAAUCUUGCAACUAAUAAUUUAAAUAAUUUUGCCUGGAUGCUAAUUAAGCAAUGCAUUAAUAAUUUUAUAAGAGACUGAGUAAUUUUAAAAUCUUAAUUAUUGAAAGAUUAAGUUAAAUUAAUGAAAUUAACAGAAAUAAAAUAUUAGACUAGGAAGAUGCUAACUUUCAGUUUCCUUGAUUAAUGUGAUAGCAAGUGUAGCUUUUAAUCUCUCAAUAUUUUUUAGUUAAAUCUUUUAUGAAUAAUAAAAAAAAUAGAAAAUUUUCAUUAAUUUACUUGUAAAAUUCAAUGAAAUAUGAUCGUUUAAUUAAAAUUGAGAAGUGUGUUAAUUUUAAUUUUCAAUGAAUC
This is a messenger RNA of Neocloeon triangulifer, 863 nucleotides long. RefSeq lists its product as uncharacterized. Gene Ontology annotation, biological process: septate junction assembly. Bases 60 to 479 code for a protein of 139 amino acids. Lineage: Eukaryota; Metazoa; Arthropoda; Insecta; Ephemeroptera; Baetidae. The transcript has 5 exons. The record is from RefSeq and is a predicted model, not a curated record.